Clunio marinus is the source of this 4832-nucleotide messenger RNA. The record is from the annotation of a GenBank genome assembly. Lineage: Eukaryota; Metazoa; Arthropoda; Insecta; Diptera; Chironomidae.
UAACAUGUUAGCUUUCCUAAAAUCAAUCAAAGUAACACUGAGCUAGACAUUAGUAUCGAAUACAGAAUUAUUACCUGUCAAACGAAAAUAUUAGUGUAGAAGUUAUAAAUUUAUGAAAAUAUUCUUGAUAUUUUCAUUCGUGAAGGAACUUUCAAACUGAAUGCACGCGUUUAGUAUUGCUCCCCGCCAGUAUUUAAUUAUUUGCACUAUCAAUCAAAAAAUAUAUCAGCAUUAUGUUGAUAAAAGUUGCAGAGUGAAGUAAACGUCAUAAGACGCGUUUUACAUGAUCGUAUAAUCAAUAGGAAAGUGAUAAUUUAUAAUGAAAAUUGAAAGUUUGGUUCAUAUUAAAAAGAGCGAAAAAUAAAAUGAGAAAGAUGUAAAUAUAUCUUUGUCUCUUUUCCGCAAUCAGUGAUGAAUUAAAUGCAUGUGUUAGUGAAAAACGAAACAAAAAUAAGAAAAAAAGUAUAUAACUUCGAAUAAAGGAAGAAAAUAAAAAAAAUCAAAAGAAAAUAAAAAGUCAAGAAGAAAAUCCAACUGAAAUUAGAUGUCAAUCAUUAGUGAUGUCAUUAGUUAUGUGUACAUAAGUCGGUGAUGAUACGUAAACCACAGUAACACCGCUUUAUUUUCAUUAAAAUUAAUGUCUAAAAUCGAAAGAAAACAUAAAAGAUUUUUUUUUAAUUUUUCGAUUUGUUAGUCGAAAAUUGUUAAGUUCAAUAUAAAGCAAGUGAAUUAAGAUAUAAAUCGAAAUUGUUUACAAAUGACUUCAGCACCAACAAUGUCUGCAAUAUCAGCCAAACGAUUGUCAUGCUAUUUGUGCGAUUUGCCUCGAAUGCAAUGGGCCAUGAUUUUGGAUUUCUCUGAAGCUGUGUGUCGUGGUUGUGUGAAUUAUGAAGGCGCUGACCGCAUCGAGUUGGUGAUAGAAGCCGCUCGACAAAUGAAGCGACUUCACGCUGCCACGACCGGCAAUGCCAAAAGAAGUAAUUUUGAGAACGGUGAAGUUUCUCAUCGAUCGGUUCCUUCACAAAUACAUCAUCAUUAUUUGGCAACAAAUGCAACAACACAAAUGCAACGUGCACCAAUGAUGGAAUUUGUACCGAAAACAGAAAAAAUUGAGCCACAUGAAGCUAAUGGCGGUCGACCGGUCGUAGCACGCAUUGCCCAGCAACAACAACAACAUUUAGUUCCACCCCAUCACUUAACACAUGCCAGUCGAUCAGCUGCUCCAACCACCGUCUCAAUCAACCUCAAACGACCGCCAACCGACGAUGAUGAGCAUAACGACGGCCCCUCACAAAUGAAACGAAGUACAGAAGAAAAUCGACCACCUCUGCAGCGAGGUGAAUCUUUACCAGCUGUUCCAUUUGCUCCUGAGAGACAACAAAGCUUUAAAGAUAAACAUCCAGUUAGAGCUCCAUCAUUCGAUGGAGCCUUUAAGUCUGGAGCAGUUUACCCAGCUACAAUGACUCUGCCUGCUGUUUCAUUAGGUGAAUCAUCAUCAUUGUCCACAUCUAUCGCAUCUUUACAUACUCCUAUGGCUAAUUUAAUGUCAAUUACAGAAACUUUACCGCCAGGGAGUCCAAGAAAUGGCAGUCCACCUACAGGUCCACAACCACCACGUACUUCAUCACGUGGCAGCCAAAAUUCACCAAGUUCAGGAUCAUCAAGCGGACGACGGUCUUCAGGAUCACGGCACGUGUCAAGUACAACAGUGACAUCAACCGAAGUUCAAUCGCAAUCAAAUAACAAUUCAACGGCAAACAAUUCUAGUGCGCCAUCCGGAAAUGUUAAUAAUUCGGUAUCAGCUGUAAAUGGACAAUCCGUUGAUGCAAAUAACGUACCUGCAGCACUACCCGCGCCACCUGUCAAUCCUACACUUAAAUGUACGAUUUGUCAAGAACGAUUAGAAGAUACUCACUUCGUUCAAUGCCCAUCCGUUGCUCAUCAUAAAUUCUGUUUUCCAUGCAGUCGUGAAAGCAUCAAACGACAGGGAUCUGGUGCUGAAGUUUAUUGUCCAUCGGGUGAGAAAUGUCCAUUAGCAAAUUCGAGUAUACCAUGGGCAUUUAUGGCAGGCGAGAUUGCAACAAUUCUUGGUGAAGAAUUAAAAGUGAAAAAAGAACGGGAAACUUAAGGAACAUAACAAGCCGCUGUUUUUUUAAAUUAGUUUUUCAAUGAAUUUCUUUUCGUUUUGGAGACAAACAUUGUCGAGAUUGUUUUUUUUCAUAUUUUUUUGGGACAAUGCACAAGACGUCGUUGUUACUAUUUGUAUGAAAAACAGUGAAUAAUUUUGUUUUUCAAUGCGAAACAUUAAGUGAAAGAUGAAAGAAAAAGAAUAAUAAUGAACAAACAAUCAAAUCCCAUAUCAAUAAAAUGGAGCAUUUAAAAAAAUUUAUACAGAACUCAACAUAACUUUCACUCAUCCACUCACACUCUGUCUUGCCUGUUUUCUUCUCCCAUAUACACAAUUUCCGGUUCCUUCAACUGUUUUCUUAUCAAGAGUUUACUGUAUGACUGUCAACAUAGAAUUACAGUGAAAGUUCUCUCAAAGUAAAUUAAUAACUGUUCGAUUCGGAAAAUAAAGGCAGUCAAAGACUCUUCAAUUUCCCUUAAAGAGAAUUUUUACAUUCGAUAAAAUAAUAAAUCGAAAAAGAAAAAACUUAAAGUACAUAUGAAAAUAAUUCUGGAACAUACAAAAUAAAUAAAAAAUGGAAGAAAAAAUGAUGUGAUGGUGUGAAGCAUCAUUUUAAACGUCGAUGAAAUGUCGCAAUCACAAAUAUUUAUUUUAGAUUUUAAAUGAAAUAUGUGAUAAGAUAUGAGUUGAUAAUUCAUAAACACAUAUUUCUUCUUCUUAUUUCUUUUUUAAUUUUUGUUGUGGCUCAAAUGUUGAUAAACGUGAGCUAGCAUAUGAUGCCUGUUGUGAAAUAAAUUGAAGUAAAUUGAAAUGCUUUCGAUGUUCGUUCUUUUCUUUUUUAAAUAUGUACACAAAUGAGAUUGAAAUUUCAUUGUCGUCAACAACAGAUUGGACGUAUGAAGCGUUUGCUUGAGACUUGUAACAAUUUUCGUAUGUUUUUUUGUCGUAAGCUAUUUUUUCUUCUUUUAUGAAAGCUUUGCUUCAUCCGAAGAGUAUCGAAAUAUUUUUUUUUGUUGACAUUGUUGUGGGUGGAAGUGUGAAAUAUUUUCACAACUAUAAGUCUUUUGAUCCCUUCGGCUCUUCGGAUUCUUCGGAUAUUGAAAGUGUCCAAUGUUGACACAAGAAACACGCACGGAAAACUCGAUGAAUAAAAGAAGAAGUGAGAAAGAUAAGCUACAACGUUAGAAGAAAAAAAGAGAAUUUGACAGUAAGAAAUCGAUGAGAUUGUCUUUCAUAAGAAAAUAUAUAUUUUCGAUGUAAAUAAAUAAUAUUAAUUAGGUUCUUUUUCUCAAGCUUUUUCCAUUUAGUAUGCUAAUCGUGAAUUGAACAAAAGAAAACACUUUGAUAAUACUUAUCUACAUAUUUAAUUUUUUUAUGUAUUUAUUUUUAUUUCAUGUCAUCAUCGACCUCAUCUUUCUUUUAAAUCGAUGAAAUCAUCUCUAAAUUAUUUUUUAUGAUGGAAUUUAAUGAAAUCAGGGCCAUUAAUUUGUACAUGUAUAAGCAUGAUAAUUUUCCACGACUUUUACUUAAACUUUAUUUACUGUUAAGCAAGAUAACAAAUUGAAUGGAUAUUGGAAAAAAUCGAAACGAAUUAGCAGCAAAGCUUCCUUUGUAAUUAUUUUCAACUUUUCUUGGCUUCUCUUUCUGAAUACUUUUCGGAAACUAAUAGAAAUCGUAUCUAAAACUAAGCAAAAAUUUUAUGCAUGAUGAAAAUCUAACAAGCUGAUAUUUAAGCUUGGCUAAUCGAAAGAAUAAUCAACAGAUGAAAUAAAAAAACCUACGUUCGUGGAUGCAUGCAGGAAAAUGAAAUUUCUUUUACUUGGUAGAAUCAGGAAAGUUUCAAAGGAGUUUCCGCUAUUCAAAAUAGUUAUUAUGAGAAUUGCUAAAGUAGAGAAAAUUAAUAUCAAUGUUAAUUAAAAACAGUAUGAGAACUUUCAAUUUCGAAAAGUGAAAAGCAAUUUCAAUAAGUCGAGAUUUUGUAUUGUCGCAUUUUUUCUCGAUGCUAUUUUAAAUGAAGCUCAAAGCAAAAAGAACGAUUAAGAAUUUUCACUUGACAAGCGAAAAGCUUUCGAGAUGUGUAUGAAGAAAUAAAUUUGUAGAAUACUUUAAUGUUGCGUAAAUGUUUUCAUAUAUUUGGAGUAAAAAUUUAUACAAAAACAUAAAGAGAAUCAAACUUUUGAAAACUUUCUUUUUGGAAUUGAACAAAAAUAAAGAAUUAACUUUUUCGAAUACAAAGAAAACAUAAAAUAAAAUCCCAACAACAUAAGUAAAGAAAAAGAAGAAAUAAAAAUCAUUUGUAAAUAAAUUAUAAUCCACAAUCGCACAUUUAAAUAAUUCAAUAACUUCAUAAAAUUCAAAUCAAAAAUUUGUAGAAAAAAAUGAAUUUGUUGAUAAAUACAAACAAACAAAAUAUUAAGCAAAAUUAAUCAUCAUUGGAAUAUAAAACAAAGAAAAUAAAUAUAAAAUUUUCAUGAACAUUAAAAUUAAAAAUUUUCUGGAAAGUCUUAAUGUUGAAAUUUUGGGAGACUUUUCUUUUUUGAUGAUGACGAAAUAAGAUUUCUGGAAAAUCUUUCAUUGGUUUGGUUGCAGUUGAAUUUUUCAAAUAAUGAGAAUUUGACGCAAAAUUGGACAAAAAAAACAUUUUUUUGAAUGUAAAUGUCGAUGAAGAAUUUGAAAAAAGUGAAAAAUAAAGAAAAUAAAUUUC